CCUCUGCGUACCUUCCCACAUUUAUCGGCCAUAUUCCAAAAACCAAAUCAAAAUAAAAAAGGAAAACCAGCUCCGUGCUUCGAGCAGAUUUUCGAUCCUCAUAGAUAUUUCUGUAUCAGAGUGCUUUUGAAUCGAUUCGAUGGCGAAGUCCUUUAAGUACGUGAUCCUCGGCGGUGGCGUAGCUUCUGGCUAUGCUGCUAGGGAGUUUGCCAAGCAGGGAGUCAAACCUGGUGAACUGGCUAUCAUAUCCAAAGAGGCGGUGGCUCCUUAUGAACGUCCUGCACUUAGCAAGGCUUACCUAUUUCCUGAGGGAACUGCUAGGCUUCCUGGUUUCCAUGUUUGCGUAGGAAGUGGAGGAGAGAGGCUACUUCCAGAAUGGUACACUGAGAAAGGGAUAUCUCUGAUCCUGAGCACAGAAAUAGUGAAAGCCGAUCUUUCUUCAAAGACACUUAUCAGUGCGGCUGGAGAAUCUUUUGAAUAUCAGAUUCUGAUUAUAGCAACUGGUUCUACCGUUAUCAAAUUGACGGACUUUGGUGUACAAGGCGCUGAUGCCAAAAACAUCUUCUAUUUGAGAGAAAUUGAUGAUGCUGAUAAACUUGUUGAAGCAAUCAAGGCAAAGAAAAAUGGAAAGGCUGUGAUUGUUGGUGGGGGCUACAUUGGUCUGGAAUUAAGUGCAGCUUUGAGAAUCAACAACAUUGAUGUCAGCAUGGUUUACCCUGAACCUUGGUGCAUGCCUAGGCUAUUCACUGCCGGCAUAGCUGCCUUCUACGAAGGUUAUUAUGCAAAUAAGGGAGUCGGUAUCAUCAAGGGCACUGUAGCCGUUGGAUUUGGCACGAACGAAAAUGGGGAGGUUACAAAUGUAAAACUUAAGGAUGGUAGGGUUCUAGAAGCUGAUAUUGUUGUUGUUGGUGUGGGUGGAAGGCCCCUCACAACUCUAUUCAAGGGUCAGGUUGAAGAGGAAAAGGGUGGCAUCAAGACUGAUGCCUUCUUCAAAACAAGUGUCCCGGAUGUAUAUGCUGUGGGUGACGUUGCUACAUUCCCCUUGAAGUUGUUCAACGAGAUCCGAAGAGUUGAACAUGUCGAUCAUGCACGGAAAUCAGCUGAACAGGCCGUCAAGGCAAUUUUCGCCAGCGAACAAAAAACAUCCAUCGACGAGUAUGACUAUCUCCCGUACUUCUACUCCCGAGCGUUUGACCUGUCAUGGCAGUUCUAUGGUGACAAUGUAGGGGACACCGUUCUAUUUGGUGAUAACGACCCGAAAUCUUCCAGCCACAAGUUCGGGACUUAUUGGAUCAAAGACGGUAAGGUUAUCGGUGCUUUUCUCGAGAGUGGCACUCCCGAAGAAAACAAGGCUUUAGCGAAAGUUGCACGGGCCCAGCCCACAGUCGACAGUUUGGACCAGCUAGCUAAGGAGGGUCUUGCCUUUGCUAGUAAGGUUUAAUUAAAUUCCUCAUGAAGUGAUAUUUGAAUUUGAACAUAUUUGAAUUUGUAUCUGUUUCACAUAUCUGUUUUAUAUGUGUGUGUGUGUUUGUUUGUGAUAUUAAGACACCAACGUGCUAUGAGCCAUUAGGCUAUCUAUAUUAAAGCAUAUAUACGUGGGAGUAUGAAAUCUAUUGACUUGUCUCAAAAUCCAUUCUGCAGUCGCUUUUUUGCUGGCAUUGUGGUCCUCUUUUGUUAUUUGUCUGGUCUUAUUUCACUCGUGGUCUUAUUCACGCAUAUAUUAAAAUGGUAUAAAUUGGAAGAAUGCAAGGUUUUGGACUUUAUGAUCACUUUUCAACUACCUUCACAAUUAUGCCUGACCAAGUGGGACUAGUCCAACUAUUGGCACCGUCAUCGUAAAAACUCACACACGCGUAGUGUGAAAAGCCUGGCAUGUUCCAGAAUUUGACUAGUAUGAAAUUUCUCUUAGAGAGAAAAAAUAAAAUAAAAUGAAUGAAGUAGUUGAGAAUACAACAACAAUAUAGCCUUUAGUCCCAAGCAAGUCGGCGUAGGCUAGAAAUGAAACCCAAGAGAAAC
Messenger RNA from Striga asiatica, 2016 nucleotides. The record is from the annotation of a GenBank genome assembly. NCBI's taxonomy places the organism in Eukaryota, Viridiplantae, Streptophyta, Magnoliopsida, Lamiales, Orobanchaceae.